UCCCGAGCGCGCUGCUUCAGCUUCAUUUCUUUCUUCUCUCGGUUGCUGUCUCUCUCUCUCUCUCUCUCUCUCUCUGCCUCACAGUAGUCUUCACUUUUAAGAAAAAACUUCUCUCUACCUCUUGUCUCCCGCGGCGCACGAUAUCCUUGCCGUUUCUAACUUACGCCCCCGGAGGAUUACAGAGACUAUCGAUUCACUCUCUAGGGUUUGAUUUUGCGGAGUCUAAUUUUUUAAUUGAUACUGUGAGAUCUGCUUCAAUUGGAAUAAAGAAGAGGAACUCUUUAGGGUUAGGGUUUUGUUGUUUUGUUGUAUUUGAUGCUUUGGCGGGGAUCUGAAUCAGAAUCCUCCUUGUAAUCUUGGGUCGGACCGUGAAAUGGCCAAUCCUGGAGUCGGGUCUAAGUUUGUAUCUGUGAAUUUGAAUAAAUCUUAUGGCCAGCAACAGCAACAGCAAUAUCACCAUAAUAAUCAGUAUAAUUAUGGGCAGGGUCGGGGGCGGCCUGGUGGGGCUGGAGGAGGAGGUGGAGGAGGAAUGGUGGUGCUUUCGAGGCCACGUAGCUCGCAAAAAGCUGCUGGGCCGAAACUUUCUGUUCCACCCCCCUUGAAUUUGCCAUCCUUGCGUAAAGAGCAUGAAAGGUUUGAUUCAUUGGGAUCUGGUGGCGGGCAUGGUAGUGGUGGUCCUGGAAAUGGGCCUCGGCCUAGUUCUGCUGGUAUGGGGUGGAGUAAACCUGCUGCAAUUGCUGUGCAGGAGAAAGAAGGGUUGGAUGUUAGUGGUAAUAAUAAUGGAGUUGACAAUGUAAAUAAUUACGGUGGUGGUGAUCUGGGAGGGGGUAAUGUGGGUAAUGGGGUUAAUAAAGCGAGCACCGGUAGUGUGUAUAUGCCGCCUUCUGUGAGGCCAGUGGGUCCGGCUGCUGCUUCUGGCGGUCGAUGGAGUUAUUCAGUGGUGGAGAAAGCUGUGGUUUUGAGGGGUGAGGAUUUUCCUUCAUUGAAGGCAACUUUGCCUGCUGUGUCUGGGCCAGAAAAGAAGCAGAAGGAUGGUUUGAGUCAGAAACAGAAGCAGGUGUUGAGUGAGGAGUUAGGUAAUGAGCAGAGGGAUGGAUCUAGUUUGAGUAGGGUUGUUGAUAUGCGUCCCCAAAUGCAGGCAAGGAAUAAUUUGGGUAAUGGAUUGGAUGAGUAUGGUGGUGAUAACCGACGGUUGGGUCGUUCUGUUAUAUCCGAGAAAGAGCGGAAACAGCAAGAGUACUUGUUGGGUCCUUUGCCAUUAGUUCGGUUGAAUCCUAGGUCAGAUUGGGCAGAUGAUGAGCGGGACACAGGGCAUGGUUUGACUGACAGAGGGAGAGAUCAUGGUUUUUCAAAGAAUGAGGCUUACUGGGAGAGGGAUUUUGAUUUUCCAAGACCAAGUGUUUUACCACAGAAACCAGCUCACAAUCUUUUUGACAGGCGAGGACAGCGUGACAAUGAAGCUGGAAAGAUUUUUUCCAGUGAAGUCACUAAGGUUGACACUUAUGGAAGAGAUGUCAGAACACUAAGCAGAGAGGGAAGGGAAGGAAACUCAUGGAGAGUUUCUUCACCUCUUACAAAAGAUAGACUCCCUACCCAAGAGGCUGGAAAUGAAAGAAACAGUAUUGGUGUAAGACCACCUAGUCUGAACAGAGAAACAGUCAAGGAGAAUAAGUACAUCCCUUCGGCUUUCCGGGACAGUUCUCAGGACAAUACUGAAAGUAGGGAUGUGGGUUAUGGGCAAGGAGGGAGACAGCCCUGGAGUAAUACUAUCGAUUCUUUUGGCAAUCGAGGGCCUGAACGGAAUACUCGAGAUCGUUAUGGAAGUGAACAAUACAACAGAUUCAGGGGUGAUUCGUACCAGAAUAACUCAGUUGCCAAAUCAUCAUUUUCUGUGGGUGGUAAAGGGCUUUCAGUUAAUGACCCCAUACUGAAUUUUGGUAAGGAGAAACGCCCCUUUUCAAAGAGUGAAAAACCUUAUCUAGAUGACCCUUUCAUGAAGGAUUUUGGAACUUCUGGUUUUGAUGGACGGGAUCCCUUCUCCGGGGGGCUUAUCAGUUUGGUUAAGAAGAAGAAGGAUGUGCUUAAGCAGACUGAUUUCCAUGAUCCUGUUCGGGAAUCUUUUGAGGCUGAACUUGAGAGAGUUCAGAAGAUGCAGGAACUGGAACGGCAGCGGGUAGUUGAAGAGCAGGAAAGGGCUAUGGAAUUAGCUCGUAGAGAAGAAGAGGAGAGAAUGAGGCUAGCUAGGGAACAAGAAGAAAUGCAGAGAAGGUUGGAAGAAGAAGCUAAAGAAGCUGAAUGGAGAGCUGAACAAGAGCGACUGGAAGCCAUCCGAAGGGCAGAAGAACAUCGGAUAGCUAGAGAGGAGGAGAAACAGAGAUUGUUUAUGGAGGAGGAGAGGAGGAAACAAGGUGCUAGGCAGAAACUCUUAGAAUUGGAAAAAAAAAUUGCGAAGAGGCAAGCUGAAGCAGAAAAGAGUGGCAAUGACAUUUCUUCUGGUGUUGCAGAUGAGAAAAUGACAGGGAUGGUGACAGAAAAAGAUGUUUCCAGGGCGAUAGAUGUUGGUGAUUGGGAAGAAAGUGAAAGGAUGGUGGAGAGCAUCACAGCUUCAGUAUCCUCUGAUUCCUCAGUAGUGAAUAGACCAUUCGAAAUGGGUUCUAGGCCUCACUUUUCUAGAGAUGGCUCUUCAGCCUUUUUAGAUAGAGGAAAACCUGUGAAUUCAUGGAAGAGAGAUGUAUUUGACAAUGAAAACAGUGCAGCAUUUGUUCCACAAGACCAGGAGAAUGGUCACCCUAGUCCUAGGCGAGAUGCAUCUGUUGGAGGGAGAGCAUUUUCUAGGAAAGAGUUCUAUGGAGGACCUGGAUUAAUGCCCUCUAGGCCUUAUCAUAAAGGAAGGAUUACUGAUCCUCAUGUGGAUGAUCUUAGUCAACAAAUUAGAAGUCAAAGGUGGAAUAUUUCUGGGGAUGGAGAUUAUUUUAGUAGAAACUCAGAGAUUGAACCUGAGCUUCAAGAGAACUUUGCUGAUAGUGCAUGGGGGCAUGGUCUUAGUCAGGGCAAUCCUUAUCCUCAAUACCAUGAAAGAAUGUAUCAAAACCACGAGGCAGAUGGGCUCUAUUCAUUUGGGAGGUCACGGUAUCCCAUGAGGCAGCCUCGUGUUCUACCCCCUCCAUCUAUGACUUCAUUGCACAGAAACCCUUAUAGAGGUGAGAAUGAACGUCCUGGUCCCUCAACCUUUCCAGAGAAUGAGAUGCGGUACAAUCAUGGAGCUAGAAAUGAAUCUACCAUGCAGCCAAGGUAUGAUAGCAGUUAUCAACAGAACCUUGGACGAGCUGAAAUAAUUUCCCAGGAAGAGAAUACCGAGACUGAGGUGCAGAAACUGAAUAGGAACACAAGGUGUGACUCACAGUCUUCACUCUCUGUUUCAAGCCCCCCUGAUUCUCCGGUUCAUCUCUCUCAUGAUGAUUUGGAUGAAUCUGGAGAUUCUCCAAUGUUAUCAGCUGGUGAAGGCAAAGAUGUUGCCUUGUUGGGUCCAGAAAAUGAAUCUGCAGCCUUGCAUACUGAAGCUGAGAAAGAGAAUAUGAUGAGUGGCUCAAGUAUUCUCUCCAAUGGGGACGAUGAGGAAUGGGCUGUUGAGGACGAUGAACAGUUGCUGUUGCAGGAGCAAGAAGAAUAUGAUGAGGAUGAUGAUGGUUAUGGGGAAGAAGAUGAAGUGCACGACGGAGAAGAUGAAAAUAUUAACCUGACUCAAGAUUUUGAAGACAUGCAUUUAGAGGAUAAAGGUCCACCUGACAUGAUUGACAACUUGGUCUUGGGCUUCAAUGAGGGUGUUGAGGUUGGGAUGCCCAAUGAUGGGUUUGAAAGAAGUUCAAGGAAUGAAGAAACCAAAUUUGUGAUACCACAACCUUCAGAAGAACAGGGAUCUAUUGAUACAAUGUGCAGUGAUGGGCAAACCCUUCAAGUGGAUGGUUCAACUCAAGUGAAUGUCGAUAAUUCUUCAAGAAUCUUCCAGGAAACAGAGAAGGCAAUUCAAGACAUGGCAAUUCAAUCCAAAAAUGCUUCUCAAACUUCAGCAUCACCUGAGCUUAAGGAUCAUUGUGAUGCUCCUACUAGUCAUGGCUUGUCCAUUCAGCCCCAAAUCCAAUCUUCAUCUGGUCAGACUGUCAUGUCUAGUAUUCUGUCUGUUAGUAAUCUGCCAGAGGUACCUGUUAAGCUUCAGUUUGGGCUAUUUUCUGGUCCUUCUCUGAUACCUUCACCAGUUCCAGCCAUACAGAUUGGUUCUAUACAGAUGCCUCUUCAUCUCCAUCCCCCAGUUGGCCCAUCCCUCACUCACAUGCACCCAUCACAGCCUCCUCUCUUUCAGUUUGGUCAGCUGAGGUAUACACCUCCCAUUUCACAGGGGGUUUUGCCUUUGAAUCCUCAGUCAAUGUCCUUGGUCCGGCCCAGUAAUCCAAGUAAUUUUCCUUUCAAUCAGAAUGUUGGAGGUGCUGUACCUAUUCAACCUGGUCAAGACACUGUGAAAGCUGAUGUUUCAUCAAUUUCAAUGGAUAACCAACAAGGCCUUCUCCCACGACACUUGGAUCUAUCUCAUAUGGCUGCGAAAGAAGGAAAUUCCUUGCCACUGAGAGAAAGAUCUGAUAGCACUAUAAAAAUACACCAGGGCAAAGGAGAUCGUUCUCACAGUGGUGAUAGCAAUUCUAGCACUGAAUCAAGUUUUCAAGGAGAAAAUUCAUUUGUGAAGAAUUUAAAAAAUGUACCUACUCAAGAAUUGGAAGGCCAGUCUCAAACUGGUGAACUAUCAUCUCUAUCAGUUUCCAAAGAAAAAUAUUUAGGAGUUUCAAAGGGUCCAGGCCUAAUAUCAGGUGGGAGAGGGAGAAGGUAUGCCUUCACUGCAAAAACUUCUGGCUCAAGAUCAUCAUUUCAGGCUUCUGAAGUUUCUCGCUCAGAUUCUAGUGGAUUUCAGAGGAAACCUCGACAUCUGCGAACAGAAUUUCGAGUUCGGGAAAAUUCUGAUAGGAAGCAAUCUUCUGGACCAGAGGUUGAUGAUAAGUCUAAAAUCAGUUAUGGGCGUGCUGGAGCAAGAAGUGGGUCUAGGAGGAUGGUUGUUGCAAAUAGACAACCAAAACAGCCAUUUGAAUCAGAGGGCUCAAUUUCAAGGCCAGCAAGUUCACGGGAGAUAGAUUCUCGAAGCAGGGUUGAAAAGGGAGCUGGAAAAGAAUCUUUGAGAAAGAUCCAGAACAUCUCUCACUCCAGAGAGGAUGUAGAUGCUCCUUUGCAAAAUGGAAUCGUGCGUGUAUUUGAGCAACCUGGCAUAGAAGCACCUAGCGAUGAUGAUGAUUUCAUUGAGGUGAGGUCAAAGAGGCAAAUGCUGAAUGAUCGACGAGAACAGAGAGAGAAAGAAAUCAAGGCAAAGUCUAGGGUUUCAAAGAUGGCACGGAAACCUCGUUCUUAUUUGCAAAGCGUUACUGUGUCUUCCAUCUCAAAUAACAAUUAUGCACCAGUUGGUGGAGAGGCAUCAAACAGCAUUUGCUCUGAUUUUGAGGCUCCUCAGGGGAAUGGCUUGGCAAGCAUUGAAGUCUCAGCUGGAUUCAAUGCACCCAUAGUGUCCCAACCAUUGCCUCCAAUUGGAACUCCUGCUAUGAAAGCUGAUGCUCAGGCUGUCAAGUCCUUCCAGACAAGCUCCUUGACCGUUGUGUCUGGUGGUGGAAAGAACCUUGCUCCGGGUUUAAUUUUUGAUGGCAAGAACAAUGUUCUGGAAACUGCCCAAACAUCUUUGCGCUCUUGGGUUAGUUCACGAAGUAACCAACAGGUUAUGGCACUAACACAGACUCAACUCGAUGAGGCUAUGAAGCCUGUGCAAUUUGAUUCACAUUCAUCUGUUGGUGAUCCAACUAACUCAGUUAGUGAGCCCAGCUUGCCCUCAUCAUCCCUUUUGAGCAAGGACAAGUCGUUUUCUUCUGCUGUUAGUCCAAUCAAUUCAUUGCUUGCAGGGGAGAAAAUUCAAUUCGGUGCUGUUACAUCUCCUUCAAUUCUUCCUUCUAACAGCCUCUCAGUUACGCACGGGAUUGGCCCCCCUGGUCCAUGUCGAUCGGACAUUUAUAUUUCUCAUAAUCUCUCUGCAGCUGAAAAUGAUCGCUCUCUUUUCUUUGAAAAAGAGAAACACUCCAAUGAAUCUUUUUCUCACUUGGAAGAUUGUGAAGCUGAAGCAGAAGCAGCUGCUUCAGCUGUUGCUGUUGCAGCCAUUAGUAGUGAUGAGAUUGGUGGGAAUGUGCUGGGUGCGAGCCCUGUCUCUGGUUCAGACUCCAAAAAUUUUGGAAGUGCUGAUCUUGAUAGCAUAUCAGCGGGUGCUUCUUCUGAUAAGCAAUUAGCAAGUCAAUCAAGAGCUGAAGAGUCUCUUACUGUGACUCUUCCGGCUGACCUUUCAGUGGAGACUCCAAUUUCCUUAUGGCCAUCUUUGCCAAGUCCACAGAAUUCUGCAAGUCAGAUGCUUUCGCAUGUCCCUGGAGCUCCACCUUCUCAUUUUCCCUUCUAUGAGAUGAAUCCCAUGUUGGGAGGACCUAUCUUUGCUUUUGGGCCACAUGAUGAAUCAGCAUCUACUCAAUCACAGUCGCAGAAAAGUAAAGCAUCAGUUUCUGGUCCACCUGGGGCCUGGCAACAGCAUUCUGGUGUAGACUCAUUCUAUGGUCCUCCAGCUGGUUUCACUGGCCCUUUCAUUAGUCCACCUGGGAGCAUCCCAGGGGUUCAAGGUCCACCUCACAUGGUUGUCUACAAUCAUUUUGCACCAGUGGGACAGUUUGGACAAGUUGGCUUGAGUUAUAUGGGUACCACAUAUAUCCCAUCAGGAAAACAACCUGAUUGGAAGCAUCACCCUGCAUCUUCUGCCAUGGGUGUUGAAGGGGACAUGAAUGACAUGAAUAUGGUUUCAGCACAGCGCAACCCGACCAACAUGCCUACUAUCCAGCAUCUUGCUCCUGGUUCUCCACUUUUGUCAAUGGCACCGCCCAUGGCUAUGUUUGAUGUUUCUCCUUUCCAGUCAUCUCCUGACAUGUCAGUCCAAGCUCGCUGGCCUCAUGUUCCUCCAUCCCCUCUUCAAUCUCUUCCUGUGUCAAUGCCAUUGCAACAAGCAGAAGGUGUGCUUCCAUCUCAGUUUAACCAUACCCUUCCUGUUGACAAACCAUUAGCUGCCAACAGGUUCUCUGAGUCGCAAACACCUGCUCCUUCUGACAAUAGAAGGAACUUCCCUACAACAACUGAUGCCACUGUCAGCCAGUUACCAGAUGAACUAGGGUUGGUAGACUCUAGUGCCACCAGCAUGGGGGCUUCAACUCAGAGCAUUGGUGCUAAGAGCUCAUUGGCAAGCACUAUUCCAGAGGCUGGCAAGACAGAUGUUAUGCAGAAUGGCAGUGUUAGCAAUGGUAGUGGCAAGAACUCCAGCUCUGCUUUGAAGACACAGCCUUUUCACCAGAAGAAUAAAUCUGCCAAGCAUUACAAUAACUCUGGGAAUAAUAAUCAGCGUGGAGGUGGAGGCUCUCAGAAGAAUAGUUCCGGAGGUGAAUGGUCUCAUCGUAGAAUGGCUUACCAUGGAAGGAAUCAUUCUUUGGGUACAGAAAAGAACUACCCCUCUUCAAAAACGAAGCAGAUUUAUGUAGCUAAACAGCCUACAAAUGGGACAUCAACGACAUCAUGAGGAACAUCGAAGUUGAUUUUCCUGGAUUUUACAAGCUGAAAUCUUCGGGGAUAGAAAGCAUCUCUCGAGAAUGAAAAUUUUGGCUUACCAUUGGGCAGAAUCUAUGGUAGGGAAUGGAUGAGUUUUGAAUUUUACGAGGGUUCAUAAAUUGAUUGAUAUACAGGUCUGUCUAUCUAAUGUGUUGUUGCCCAACGGGUUGACAAUAGCUUCUGGGUUUUUUUUUGGUUCUUAAGACGAAGAGGGAGGUCUAGUGUGUCAGUUGGCUUGGUGCUAUUAUUUCAAGGUCUUGCGUAUUAGUUGGGUUUGGUCCAUUUCUGUUGUCAUUCGUCUUUGUUGGAUUUCACCAACCCAAUUGUAAUAUCUUCGGAUUGAUGUCUUAAAAUAUUAGUAAUCCACCAGAUAAGAUAUUCUUUUUCCA
Molecule: messenger RNA, 8099 nt
Organism: Populus trichocarpa (black cottonwood)
Lineage: Eukaryota; Viridiplantae; Streptophyta; Magnoliopsida; Malpighiales; Salicaceae
Exons: 9
Coding region: 374-7681 (2435 amino acids)
Source: RefSeq, a predicted model, not a curated record